Stereum hirsutum FP-91666 SS1 is the source of this 1746-nucleotide messenger RNA. Its product is annotated as NAD-P-binding protein. Bases 29 to 1180 code for a protein of 383 amino acids. The transcript is spliced from 8 exons. The record is from RefSeq and is a predicted model, not a curated record. NCBI's taxonomy places the organism in Eukaryota, Fungi, Basidiomycota, Agaricomycetes, Russulales, Stereaceae.
ACCAAGACAGAGACCUCUCUUCUUUACCAUGGCUGUCCCAAGUGGUUCAGAGACGCAGAAACCUCACGAAGUCAAAGGUCGACUUGUUUGGCUCAUCACAGGUGCAUCCUCCGGCCUUGGACUCGCACUUGUCCAACGCUGCCUCGUUCGUGGAGACUAUGUCAUUGCUACAGCACGUACAAAGUCCAAGAUGGACGCUCUACUCCCUGACUUGUUCGACGAAGUUCGUGAGGACGCGGCUUCAUAUCAGUCGAAAAUGAGAAUGAAAACGCUGGACGAGUAUCUAUGCGAGCCUCCAGAGAAGAGAUUACACGUUCUGGAGAUGGACGUAACUGAGAGCGCAAAAGUUAUUAGGGAGAAGGUGAAAGAUGUUGUGGACGGAUCGUGGGGAAGGGUAGAUGUGUUGGUGAAUAAUGCGGGGAUGGCUAUUGCCGGAGUCACAGAGGAGAGUGGGUCUGAAGCCAUGCAAAUCGUCUUCGCAACAAAUUUGUUUGGGGCCGUAAACGUUACCAACGCUGUCCUUCCCUACAUGCGAGAGCGGAGGAGUGGGACAAUCGUCAUGACGGGCAGUCGCUCAGCUUGGAGGAAUGAAUUCGCUGGAGUCGGACUUUAUGCCGCUUCGAAAGCCGCUCUGCACUCCUACACCGAAACCCUCUCCGCCGAAGUACGCUCAUUCAACAUCCGAACGCUCAUCCUCGCACCCGGAUCGUUCGUCACGCCGGGUAUAUACCCUCCACUGCCGCCUCUACCGCCACCUUCCUCAUCUACCUCAACCUCCACUUCUGAUCCUUCCGAUCCUGCACCUGCGGCUACAAGUGAUAGCGAGGACCAUACCCCUCCAGAGGAAUACGCGAACCGCAUACCGGCCUACGACGAUGUACGCACGCAAAUGAUCCAUCGGAUGCUCAAAAUGAAGAAUGAUCCUCCGGCAAGAGGAGACCCGAAGUUGGGGAUGGAGGUCGUUGUGGAUUUGGUCAGGGGUGAGGGAAGGGCCGGCGAGAUUUUGCGUGGACGUGGGGGCGCUGACGACCAUGUGGAGGGACCAGAAGCGGAAGAGUGGCCAAUGUGGUUGUUUCUGGGCGAGGAUGGGCAGAGAGAUGUGAGAGCGAGGAAUGAGAGGGUUGGGAGAUGUUUGGAUGUGUGGGGGGAGGUGGGGAGAGGGUUGGAAAUGAAGGGAUAAAUGGGAAUGGGGAUUAAAUCGAUUUAAUGGAGCGCAAGACAGAAUUGGUGCAUAGGGUCAACGUAAACACAGAGAGGACGUGAUGUAUUUCCUGUCAGGGGUAAGCAUAGACAAUUAAAUAGGAUAAGGAUGUACUCCACGUACCAGUACAUUUCAUCGAAUGGACGGGCGGUAUGGCACCUAGUCGCAAUUCCGCUGGACAAUUUGUCGACUCGGUCAAGGUUCGAGGUGACGGUGUGGCGCGCCACAAGUACGGAUUUGGAUACACGUGUCCGUAAUUGUCAGCGGCGUUCAACAACUUGUUUCACACGUCUAAGACCGCCAGCGCCAGGCCCAAGCUUGGCCAGCGCUUUCAAAGCACCUGAGUCGUCAGCCCGAACAAACGCCUUCAGAAUCAGAAUCCCUAUCAACAUCAAGUGCAGACGAAUUCUGGGUCCUUCAGCUGUAUCGCUGCACCGAACUUGUUCUGCAUCAAGUACCUGAUGCAUCUAUGUUUCGAGCUUGAAUCAGAUGCCGCAUGCUGUAUGUUCUGCACCCGACCAAUACGCCUGGUCCGCCUAGACCUA